Molecule: messenger RNA, 2295 nt
Organism: Anguilla rostrata (American eel)
Lineage: Eukaryota; Metazoa; Chordata; Actinopteri; Anguilliformes; Anguillidae
Product: endoplasmic reticulum membrane adapter protein XK-like
Exons: 3
Coding region: 25-1206 (393 amino acids)
Cellular component (GO): membrane
Source: RefSeq, a predicted model, not a curated record
GAUUUUUUCUAAAGGUGUGUGAGAAUGAAACUACCCAUUUCAGUUUUUUUGUCGGUCUUUCUAUUCACCGCCGAGACCACUGCAGCUCUGUACCUAAGCUUCACCUACGGCUCCUCGGGUGAUCGGAUCUACCGGGGGUUCACGCUCCUCUUCACUCUCCUGCCGUCUGUACUGGUGCAGCUGACACUGACCUUUAUACAUAGGGACCUUCAAAAAGACAGACCCUUCGUGCUACUGCUUCACAUUCUGCAGCUCGGACCUAUUGUAAGGUGCCUGGAGGCCUUCUACAUCUAUGGGAGCAUGGGGAAGGUGGAGGAGCCCUACGUCAGCAUCAUCCGAAAGAAGCGGAUGCCAAGGGGCGGGGCGCCGCCCGAGGAGGUGGAGGAGCAGUUGGGCCGGGCGGAGGGGAAGAUCAUGACCCAUCGCGCUGCCUUCGCCCGUGCCUCGGUGGUCCAGGCCUUCAUGGGCUCCGCCCCUCAGCUGACCCUGCAGGCCUACAUAAGCCUGCUGCACAGGGCUGUGCCAAUCAGGAGAGGGACGAUGAUGAUCGUGUCCAUGCUGUCCAUGGUGUAUGGCGCCCUGCGCUGUAACCUCCUGGCCAUUAAGAUCAAGUACGACGACUACGAGGUGAAGAUUGGGCCCGCGGCCUUCCUCUGCAUAUUCCUGUGGCGGAGUCUGGAGAUCUCCUCCCGGGUGGCGGUCCUGGUUCUGGUGGGCUCCACCCUCCAGCUCUGGGUCCUGCCGGUGGUGCUGGCGGACCUGCUGGCCUCCUCGCUCCACCCCUGGGUGCAGUUCUGGCGGAGCGGGGCGCCGUUCCCGGAGGGCGUGGAGAAGACGCUGGAGCGCGCGGGCACCGGCGUGGCGCUCUGCCUCCUGACCCUGCUGUACGGCACCAUCAGCGUCUUCUGCUGGCCCGCCACCGACCUGGACCUCGCCCACGCCGACCUCAUCGGCCGGCGGGAGAACUGGCGCCACCCGGUGAUGUACUACGCGCUGCGUUUCGCCGAAAACGUCAUCCUGGUCAUGCUGUGGCUGGCCUACCAGAAGGACUUCCACCAGCCCCCCAUCGCUGUGCUCCUGGGCCUGCACCUGCUGGUGGGGUACGCCGCCGGCCUCGUCUUCAUGCUGGUCCUCUACAGAUUCUGCCACCCCUGCAGAAGGCUCUACCUGUCGCAGGGCUCCUGUGAGCAGCCCGGUAAUCCAUGAACGGUCCAACGCUUGCGCUGCAAAGGUCUCACAUGGGUGAUGAAGCCAAUAAGCGUCUGUGGAGACCAUGGAAAUUUACAAUUGUGCAACGUGACGCUCGUUCAGGGGAGUAGGGUUGGAAUUUUCUUUUCAGAACCUUCAAUGUUGACAACAUGUUUGUGCUGGUUAUUGUUACAAGACUGUGAUUUUUGUUUUGACAAAUGUCUAUUGUCAUUUAUUACUGAAUGUCAGUAUCUCACACCUCAUUUUUAAUGAUUAAACACCCUUACAACUGAAGCUCAAAUGUUUAUAUUGAUGACCUCAAGAUUUAGUGUGUCUUGUACAUGAUGUUAAAUUAUACUCGUUUCCACAGUGCAAUAUCCAGCCAUCGUUUAGAAAGCACAUCAGUUCUAUAAAAAUUCAUCACUUUUGUGGCAAAAUGUUUAUUAAAAGUAUUUAUGUUUGCAGAAUUGAUUGGCCACGAUACAGAUUGCAUGUGCUCGUCUGAAAAGGGGACUUGCAUUGAUGAAUAUUUUGAACACAAGUGUGGGGUUUAAUAUUUUUAUUUUCUGGCAAAAUACUGUUUUAAGCCAGCUGGUAUGGUAGAUUGACGGCUGUUUGGUUUUCACUUAUGAUGUAGCAUGUAUUACGGGCAAAAUUGCUUUGUUUGACGAAGGCGGACUGAGUGAAUCCUGUUCUGUUUUUACAUCCUUAUGGUUGGUUUGGAUUUGGCCUUUAUGUUUGUCAUUCCUUUGUUAUUUUCAGCACAUUUAAAUUCAUCUUUAACAUCCCCUGACUCCAUGAAAUGCUGAUAUGCUGUUCCACACGGGGAAACAGAUAUACAGAUGACAUUGCACAAAAUGGCAGCUGUUGGAUUUAUGUGUCUGUUUUGCAGUUGGCCAACUGCUCAUUGUUUCUUUCUCUAGUGCAGCUGUAAUGUACAGUACUGAAAAUACUGAGUGCUGUUCGAAGGGUCCUUGCUGUUUGAACCUUGUUUGAUAAUAAUAAAACUCUGUUUCAGAAAAUGAGAUUUUUUUUAAUGUAUCACUAUUUUAUGCAAAUGUUUAGUGCAUCUCUCUUAUUAAAUUAAAAUGAAAUAAUGUUGUUGUA